UUUUAUGCUUCUGGUAUGUUGAGAGUAUUGAGCAGCGAUGAGCACCGUGAGGCGGUACAGCAACAAAAUAUCCUCGCUGUGGAGGGAACCUCUAGCGAACUUUGCACGGAGAGUCCUACCUCCAAUUACCGGUGCGAAACCAGAGGAAAUGGUAGAGACCGCGGUCAGGACCGCGUCAAACGGCCCAUGAACGCAUUCAUGGUGUGGUCUCGUGACCAAAGGCGCAAGGUGGCUCUAGAGAAUCCCCAAACGCAAAACUCAGAGAUCAGCAAGCAGCUGGGGUACCAGUGGAAAAUGCUUACAGAAGCCGAAAAAUGGCCGUUCUUCGAGGAGGCACAGAGACUACAGGCGCUGCACCGAGAGAAAUACCCCGGCUAUAAAUACCGACCUCGUCGGAAGGCCACGCCAGGAAAAAGUGACAAAUUGCUCCCCGCAGAGCCCUCGUCCACCUGUAGUCAGCUGCACGCGGGAGAGAGGUUGUACGCCUUCCCCUACAAGGACGGCUGUACGAAGGCUGCACACUCACGAAUGAAGGACCAGUUAUACUCCUCCUCGGAACCCAUGAGCAUAACCAACUCGCUGCUGGAACCGGGACCUCACAGGACCUCCACAACCCUCCAAAACAGUCCUGAAGACUUGGCUAUGCAGCUCUCCGCGGAUGCUCCCCUUUACCGUAACUUAGAGCUGGGAGUUUCUGAGGCUUACUUUGCAUGGUGAUUUCCUUAGUGUCGCUACCCAAGGCCUUAUUCAUCUUAACUGUACUAUUAUUUCCUCUGUCACUUAAUUUCAAAAUAAAGCGUGUACACAUGCUUAACAGAUAAAAAAUUUACACGACGUUGUCAACUGAUCCAGCCUGGAUUUACGGCUGCUUAACUUGGCAAGAGAGCACCUUAACACUACUGAAACUGCUUGAUUUCCAAGACGGCCUGUGUGUCGUUUAACAGAACAACUGUCGUAUCCAGUUUUCCGCCGAUUGGGUACUAAACUAAUAGCUGCAAGUAAGUAUAUAUUGAUAACCUGAUAGUCCUCAGCAUAGAUAACAGAAUCUUCAUUCUGUAUUUUAAAUCCUGUGACUCAAAAAUACACUAAUGAGAAACACGGACAAAAUUGUCUUAUAGAAAAAAAUGUACGUCCAUGGAAAACUUCGUAUCCUUUCAAGGAGUGCUGUGUACGCAGUCUGUUCACUGCUCUCUCAGGUACUUUCCCCGGCUUUGUAAACCCCAGAUAAUUAACAACUGGAUAUGUAAGUUACGUCUUCUUUGCUAGUUUUUAUUACAUCCCAUCCCUCCUGUGGAAAAACCGGUUUGGCCGCCCUGGGCAAUUCAAUUCCUCUCCUCCGCACGUAUCUGUGCGUUUUCGUGUCCACUUGGAACCAGUGUUAUCAUCUCUCUGGUAAAAUAAAACGUUUAUUUAA
Messenger RNA from Neofelis nebulosa (Clouded leopard), 1414 nucleotides. RefSeq names its product sex-determining region Y protein-like. Gene Ontology annotation, cellular component: nucleus. Lineage: Eukaryota; Metazoa; Chordata; Mammalia; Carnivora; Felidae. Gene Ontology annotation, biological process: anatomical structure morphogenesis; male sex determination; negative regulation of transcription by RNA polymerase II. The record is from RefSeq and is a predicted model, not a curated record. Gene Ontology annotation, molecular function: RNA polymerase II cis-regulatory region sequence-specific DNA binding; DNA-binding transcription factor activity, RNA polymerase II-specific.